AUGGCUCCAUCGGCCGUCUCUCCGCCCCGGCUCCCCGCCGACGAGGAGCCGCCUGCUCCCGCGGGCAACUUCACCGGCUACGACCACGUCACGUGGUGGGUGGGCAACGCCAAGCAGGCGGCGGCCUACUACGUCGGGCAGUUCGGCUUCCGGCCCGUCGCGUACCGCGGCCUCGAGACGGGCAGCCGCUUCUUCGCGUCGCACGUCGUGGCCAACCGCGGCGUGCGCUUCGUCUUCACCUCGCCCCUGCGCUCGCUGGCCCACCUGCCCGCCGACGAGGACAUCUCGCCCGACGACCGGGCGCUCCUGGCCGACAUGCACGCCCACCUCGAGCGGCACGGCGACGCCGUCAAGGACGUCGCCUUCGAGGUCGACGACGUGCCCGCCGUGUACGCCCGCGCCGUCGCCCAGGGCGCCGAGGCCGUGCGCGCGCCCCAGCGCACCGCCGACCCCCACGGCAGCGUCGUCUCCGCCGCCAUCCGCACCUACGGCGACACCACCCACACCCUCGUCAGCCGCGCCGGCUACGCGGGGCCCUUCCUCCCGGGCUUCCGCGAGGCCCGCAGCCCUCCCCCGGCCGCCUCCGCCGCCGCCGCCGCCUUGCCGCCGCCGCCCGACGUCCGGCUCGCCCGCAUCGACCACUGCGUCGGCAACCAGGACUGGCACCAGAUGCUCGCCGCCUGCGCCUUCUACGAGCGCUGCCUGUCCUUCCACCGCUUCUGGUCCGUCGACGACAAGCAGAUCUGCACCGACUACAGCGCCCUGUCGUCCGUCGUCAUGGCCUCGCCCAACAACCUCGUCAAGAUGCCCAUCAACGAGCCCGCCCCGGGCCGGAAGAGGUCCCAGAUCGAGGAGUUCGUCCUGUUCAACGCCGGCCCGGGCGUGCAGCACAUCGCCCUGCUGACCGCCGACAUUGUCGACGCCGUCUCGGCCCUGCGCGCCCGCGGCGUCGACUUCAUCAGCGUGCCCGCCACCUACUACGCCACCCUGCGCCAGCGCCUCAAGACGGACCGGCGCGGCUGGGAGCUCAAGGAGGACCUCGACACCCUGGAGCGCCUCAACGUCCUCAUCGACUACGACGAGGGCGGCUACCUGCUGCAGAUCUUCACCAAGCCGCUGAUGGACCGGCCCACCGUCUUUAUCGAGAUUAUCCAGCGCAACCAGUUUGAGGGGUUCGGCGCCGGCAACUUUAAGAGCUUGUUUGAGGCGAUUGAGCGCGAGCAGGCCGAGCGCGGCAACCUGUGA
This is a messenger RNA of Ustilaginoidea virens, 1245 nucleotides long. RefSeq lists its product as uncharacterized. Gene Ontology annotation, biological process: L-tyrosine catabolic process. Gene Ontology annotation, molecular function: 4-hydroxyphenylpyruvate dioxygenase activity. The transcript has a single exon. Bases 1 to 1245 code for a protein of 414 amino acids. Lineage: Eukaryota; Fungi; Ascomycota; Sordariomycetes; Hypocreales; Clavicipitaceae. The record is from RefSeq and is a predicted model, not a curated record.